AUGCGGAAUGAAAGGGCAUAUUCGUUGACUGGCAAGGUCUACCUCAUAGGCGCGGGGCCCGGCGAUCCCGGGCUGCUGACCGUGAAGGGCCGCGAGGCACUGGAGCGGGCGGAUGUCGUUGUCUACGACCGGCUGGUCCACCCGUCGCUGCUGGACUAUGCGCGCGCCUCCGCCGAGCGGGUGUUCGCGGGCAAGGCGCGCGGGCAGCAGGAGCUGACGCAGGACGGCAUCAACGCGCUGCUGGUAGACAGGGCCCGCGCUGGGUUGCAGGUGGCCCGGCUCAAGGGCGGAGACCCGUUCGUGUUCGGGCGCGGCGGCGAGGAGGCACUGGCACUGGCCCGCUGCGGGAUACCCUUCGAGGUCGUGCCUGGCGUAUCGUCAGCCAUCGCUGCCCCAGCCUAUGCAGGCAUCCCGGUAACCCACCGCGGCAUCGCCACCGGGUUCACCGUCGUCAGCGGCAGCGAAGACCCGUCCAAGCCCGAGUCGUCGGUGCGCUGGGAGGCGCUGGGGCGUUCACUGGCCGCCCAGGGUGGCACCCUGAUGACGCUGAUGGGUUGGGCAUCCAUGGAGAAGAUUCUGGAGGCUCUGCAGUGCGCAGGGCUGUCCGCCGACACGCCCGUUGCAUUGGUGCAGUGGGGCACCUGGAGCAGGCAGCGCACCGUGACCGGCACGCUGGCCACCGCUGCCGCCAAGGGCCGGGCCGCCGAGCUGGCCGCGCCGGUGGUGGCGGUCAUCGGCGAGGUGGUGAACCUGCGCGAGGAGCUUGCCUGGUUUGAUAACCGACCGCUGUUCGGCAAGCGCGUGCUGGUCACCCGUUCCCGUACCCAAGCCUCGCGGAUGUGCGAGCUGCUGGAGGAUGCGGGAGCCCAACCGGUGGAGUUGCCGGCCAUCGCCAUCGCUCCGCCGGACGACUUUGCCCCGCUGGACGAUGCCGUCGCGCGCCUGUCCUCCUACGGCUGGGUUAUGUUCGCCAGCGUCAACGCCGUGGAUUCAGUUUUCGAUCGACUGGAAUCAUCGUCUGUCUCCCGCCCGCCCAGGGAUGCCCGCGCUUUCGGCACCGCCCGCGUCGGGGCCAUGGGGCCUGCCACGGCGGCCGCGCUGGAACGGCGUGGCAUCCGUCCCGACUUCACGCCAUCCCGGUCCGUGUCGUCUGCGGCCCUGGAGGAGCUGGCGACCUUUGAUUGGAGCGACGUAUCCGUUCUGCUACCAGCCGCCGACAUCGGCCGAGACGAGCUGGCGGAGGGGCUGUCCCGCCUCGGAGCCAGCGUGGAGCGCGUAGCGGCCUACCGCACAAUCACGCCACCCGACGCGGCACAGCGGGCGCGGGACGCCUUUUCCGACGGCAUCGACAUUGUGACUUUCACCAGCUCAUCCACAGUCCGCAACCUGCUGGCCCUGCUGGAAGAAGACAACGGUCCCGGCAGGAACGCCCUGACCGGAAGCCUUAUCGCCUGCAUCGGCCCCGUAACCGGCGGCACGGCCCACGAGAUGGGGCUGCGUGUGGACAUCCAAGCCGAGGAACACACUGUUGACGGACUGGCUGCAGCCCUGAUCAAACAUUAUUCGACCACAGACCCCAUACGCGCCGCUAUUUGA
This is a messenger RNA of Geodia barretti, 1596 nucleotides long. The record is from the annotation of a GenBank genome assembly. NCBI's taxonomy places the organism in Eukaryota, Metazoa, Porifera, Demospongiae, Tetractinellida, Geodiidae.